GUCAAACUAUAAACUGUAGCGGCCACUCUGACUCACUUGGCCGCACAGAGGCUGACAGAGCUUCGGUGUGUCUGUGGCGAACACGCCUCACAUGUUCACAACCGUAACUUUAAAAUAAAUUAACUAACCGGAAAUAGGCACCCAGACAUUCAAACAUAAAACGACAUGGACUCCAAACGUCAAAGUGUUGUGAUGGAGCGACUUGUGAACGAGCUAGGCUCUCUGCUAAAGAUGCUGGACAACGAGACGGUCAGUCCCGCCACUGCUGACAAGAUGGCCUCCGUACGUAACAUCCUGGACUCGAUGCAGCUGUCAGUCAAUAGAUCAGACCUCUAUGUGAACAGCUGUCUCUAUGGCAACGGCACUAGUUUUGUAGAGUCUCUGUUUGAGGAUUUUGACUGUGAUCUGCACAUGCUCAGUGUGUCUCCAGUGGAGCAGAAAGAGCACAAAGACGAAGAGGAGAAGACUCAUCCCAAUAAAUCUACGCCGACUGACACGCCCCCCCCACCUUUGCCAACAACCCCCCUACCUGAUGACUACUAUGAAGAGGCUGUUCCUCUACAUCCUGGAUCCACCCCUCAGUACUUCACCACCAACAUGAACACUUCUAGGAACUCUGUGGAGGAUGCCUACUAUGAAGAUGCAGACAAUAACUACCCCAUUACCAGGAUUAAUGGGCCGCCUAAAAACUCCUACAAUGACUCCGAUGCUCUGAGCAGCUCCUACGAGUCUUACGAGGAAGAAGAAGAAGAGGCCAAAGGGGGAGAACAACCUCAGCGAUGGACGGCUGAGGAGAGUCCCGAUGGACCAGUGAAAGACUGCCGCAUCUGUGCCUUCCUGCUGCGAAAGAAACGCUUUGGCCAAUGGGCUAAACAGCUUAUCGUUGUCCGAGACAACAAACUGCAGUGCUUUAAGAGCAUCAAAGAGAGCUCUCCCCACACAGAGCUCCCUCUGAAUCUGUGCAACGUCAUUUACGUCCCAAAGGAAGGCCGGAAAAAGAGACAUGAGUUGCGCUUCUCGUUGCCUGGAGGAGAGGCUCUAGUCCUGGCUGUUCAGAGUAAAGAGCAGGCCCAGCGGUGGCUCAAGGUGGUUCAAGAUGUUGGCAGCCAAUGUAGCAACACUGAAGGAUUGGAUGGAUCCACUUCUCCUAUCAUACAGAGGAAGUUGGAGCUUGACAAGGUGCUGCAGUGUGAGCGGCAGGCGUCAGACUCAGACAGCGGGCCGACAGCAGAGAAUCAGUCCACUGCACAGGGACCAGGACGGGACACCUUAGACUCACUGAACAGGGGGAAGCGUGGAGCAUUCUCAGAGCUGACGGGGUCAAUGAGCCGAGCAGCUGGGAAGAAAAUUAAUCGGAUCAUCACUUUCUCCAAACGGAAACCUCCUUUACCGGGAGAGCCUCCCUCGUCCUCAGGUCAUCAUGACAACCCACGCUGUGCCGUGUGUGUGUGUGUGUGUGUUUGUGUGUGUGUGUGUGUGUGUGUGUGUGUGUGUGUGUGUGUGUGUGUGUGUGUGUGUGUCCAUCAGGCCAGCUGCUCAGAGGAUCUUGGCCGCUGGCUGGGUGUGUUGUUUGCAGAGACCGGCAGCACCACUCUCCCUGAAGAACUGCACUAUGACUACAUUGACGUUGAUACGCUCACUGACAUCCGGCACGCUGCCAGACACUCCUUUCAGUGGGCCACUACCACUGCAACUUCCUCCAGCAGUGCCUCGACAGACUCCAGAACAUAUGAUGAGGUCUAUGAAAGUGUUGUGGAGGGGGAUGUUGAGACUAGAACUGGACCGGUGAGGCGUCAUGCUUCCUUCUCCAGCAGGGACUCUGAAAAAACUGAGCAACAGGCCGCCAUCAAAAGACACGCCUCCAAUGUAAAUCAGUAUGGACGGUAUGGGAAGACGCGUGCAGAGGAAGACGCCAGGCGGUACCUGAAUCAGAAAGAAGAGCUGGAGAAGCAAAAGGAAGAGCUCAGACAUGCACUGAUUUCCUUCCGCAGGGAAAAGAAGGAGGUGAAAGAGGAGAUGAAGAGUGUUACAGGUCAUGGUCUGGAACAGCGGUUAGCCAAACUGGAGAUGUUGUGUAAACAAAAAGAAGAGGAGAGGGUAGAGCUGGAGCUCAGACUGACAGAGGUCAAAGAAAACCUGAAGAAAUCAUUAGCUAGAGGAGCACUGGGCCCUCCCACUGACUCCAAGAUCAGCAUCACGGCCCAGGGCAGCAAGGUUGAAAAGGUUUACAAUGAGACUUUGCCGAUCAACUCAGCAUCGGAGCUUCGUAAACGGCCUCCAUCUUUUCACUCCUCCUCCAAGGGGAACGUGAUGCAGAAGGCAAAGGAGUGGGAGUCAAAGAAGGGGACCUAGACUGAACAUAAACAGGUUGACAGAUGGAUUCAUGGAGAGAGAAAACUGAGCUCUGACAGAAGGAUGUGUAAAAGAAGAAACCGAUGGAGAUAGCUGGCACUGGGAAGAAGAGGGAGCAGAAGAAGAGGAGGAGAGAGAAGAAGAGGACAGACCCUGACACAAUCUUUCCUCCCCCACUUAUCAAGAAAACGAGGAAACAUUUUGUAAGGACAGGUGCUGUCUCAACCACUGUAAAUAGGACAGACUUCACUGAUAUACCAGUACAGUAUUAAUGUGGAUCGCUAUGAACAGGAAAUGUAUAUGAUUGUGUAAGUUUGCAUGUCUGUUUACAUUUGCACAGGGUGCAGAACAUGAAAAUGUGAUUAUUUCAUAGAAAUUCAUCGCAAAGGGAGAGUGUGGUGUAUCAACACUAAGUUCAGGCAAGACUUCCACUGAUUUUAUUCCUAUUUUUAGGACGUUUGUCAAUGUAACAUGAAAAACUAAAGUAAAGAAAUUAUUAUUAUUAUUACCUUAAGUUAUCUUUAUUAGUGAGAGAAUUAUCCCACAUCUUGUUAGGUGUGUUAAACCAUUAAGAAACGAUAUUGAGUAUGACACUGUU
Molecule: messenger RNA, 2950 nt
Organism: Etheostoma cragini (Arkansas darter)
Lineage: Eukaryota; Metazoa; Chordata; Actinopteri; Perciformes; Percidae
Product: actin filament-associated protein 1-like 1
Exons: 19
Coding region: 166-2352 (728 amino acids)
Cellular component (GO): cytosol
Molecular function (GO): SH3 domain binding
Source: RefSeq, a predicted model, not a curated record